Molecule: messenger RNA, 1395 nt
Organism: Aspergillus ibericus CBS 121593
Lineage: Eukaryota; Fungi; Ascomycota; Eurotiomycetes; Eurotiales; Aspergillaceae
Product: zinc-dependent alcohol dehydrogenase family protein
Exons: 6
Coding region: 349-1395 (348 amino acids)
Molecular function (GO): zinc ion binding; oxidoreductase activity
Source: RefSeq, a predicted model, not a curated record
GCCAUGGGGACUUACGUACGGGUACGUAACGGGUUGGGUUGCUGGGGAUGGAUGGAUGCCAUGCGACGUGGGUGGAUCAAUCAUCGAUCGGGGUCGUACCUAUACGGUAUAGGUAUGACCAUGGACUCUCUCUCUGACUUCAGGGUUGCCCGGCGGGCUGCCAUCCGGACCCCUCGAUGGCGGACAUUGAAAUAGCCUCGUUUGCCCCCUCGUUGGGUUGAUUUUGUCUUCAUCUUCAUCUUCAUCUUCAUCUUUCUCUCUUGCAUACACUGCUCUCCUGCUGCUGAAGCUGUACUAUCGCACAUACUUUGCUCUCUUCUUUAACUAUACCACCUCACAUCAUCAAUCAUGGGUUCCACACUUCCUCAGACCAUGAAGGCUCUUCGCUAUGAGAAGCCCGAGACGCAUAGCAUCGUUGACGUCCCUCUGCCUGAGCUCCGUGACAACGAUGUCUUGAUCAAGGUCAAGGCCUGCGGUGUCUGCGGAACCGAUCUGCACAUCCACGAGGGUGAAUUCAUUGCCAAGUUCCCUCUUGUCCCUGGUCACGAAACCGUCGGUGUUGUUGCUGCCGUCGGCCCCAAGGUCAAGAACUUCGAUAUCGGCGACCGCGUCGUUGCCGACAACUCCGAGCUGUGCGGCGAGUGCUUCUACUGCCGUCGUGGUGACGAGCUGUUCUGCGAACACUUCGAGGCCCAUGGUGUGACCAUGAACGGUGGUUUCGCUGAAUACUGCGCCUACCCUGCUGGCAGGGUCUUCAAGAUCAAGAACCUCUCGGACGUGGAUGCCACGCUGUUGGAGCCUGCUUCCUGCGCCGCGCAUGGUCUGGACAAGAUUGCCCCGAAGAUGGGCUCGUCGGUGCUGCUGUUCGGUGCUGGUCCCACUGGUCUGAUCCUUGCUCAAUUGCUCCGCCAAUGCGGUGGCUGCCGCGUGGUGGUCGUCGCGCCGGAGGGUCUGAAGAUGGACCUGGCCAAGUCCCUGGAUGCGGGUGACGAGUACAUCGCGCUGUCGCGUCAGGACCCCAGCGCGCAGUUCCAGAAGCUGAAGGACGAGAACCCGUACGGAUUCGACAUUGUGGUCGAGGCCACUGGUAGCGUCAAGAUCCUGGAGGACUCGAUUCACUAUGUCCGGAGGGGUGGUAAGCUGGUCGUGUAUGGCGUGUAUGCCAACAAGGACCGUGUCUCCUGGCCCCCGAGCAAGAUCUUCGGCGACGAGAUCACCAUUCUGGGCAGCUUCUCCGAAGUGUACAAGUUCCCUGCUGCGAUCGACUACCUGGAUUCGGGCAAGGUCAAGGUCAAAGGCAUUGUCAACAAGACAUUCAAGAUUGAUCAGUGGGAGGAGUGCUUGGCGGCGAUGAAGAACAAGUCGGCCAUUAAGGCGGCGAUCACUUUUGAUUAG